ACUCCAUUCUUUCACAAUUACACCCAAAUCCAAUCUUUCUCUUCUUCUUCUGCAAACUGAAUAUUCCUCUUCCCAUACACACAUUUCUCUCUAGGCCUCCUCUAUUCUUUUUCCAUCGUUUUCCUCCUCUGUUCCUUCUUGUGCGAUUCGCAGAUUUCGUUUCCGUUUUGAUUUCGAGAUUGAGAACUCCGCCGCGGGAAAAUUGAAGCAAAGAAGGGGAAAAGAUUUGAUCUUUGAAUCAAGGGGUUUGUGGCGGGUGCCAGGAUGAGGCUUGACGGAGAAAUCUCAAGCGGAGAAGAAGAAGAGAAACAAGCCGGAACGACCCCGUUUUCGGGGCAGAAGGUGGUGGUUGGUUACGCCUUAACGUCGAAGAAGAAGAAGAGCUUUCUUCAACCAAGCUUCACUGCCCUUGCACGGAACAAGGGGAUAUACUUUGUCGCCAUUGAUCUAAACAAGCCAUUACCCGAACAAGGUCCUUUUGAUAUUAUCUUGCACAAGAUGUCAGGGGAGGACUGGCGUGAGAUUAUUGAGGAUUAUAGGCAAAAACAUCCAGAGGUAGCAGUCCUUGACCCUCCGGAUGCAAUUGAACAUUUACACAACCGCCAAUCCAUGCUGCAAGAUGUGGUGGAUCUAAACUUAUCUGACUGCCAUGGUAAGAUUGGCAUUCCACGUCAGUUAGUUAUUACAAAAGAGAAAGACCCAUCUACUAUCCCUUAUGAAGUCGCUAAAGCAGAGAUGAAGUUGCCAUUAGUUGCAAAACCACUAGUUGUGGAUGGCAGUGCAAAGUCACAUGAACUAUUUCUUGCUUAUGAUGAAUUCUCUCUUUCAGAGCUUGAACCUCCACUGGUUCUACAAGAGUUUGUUAAUCAUGGUGGUCUUCUCUUUAAGAUUUAUAUUGUUGGGGAAACCAUAAAGGUUGUGAAGCGUUUCUCUCUUCCUAAUAUCAGUAAACUGGAGCUAUCAAAAGUUGCAGGUGUAUUCCGUUUCCCAAGAGUUUCAUGUGCGGCAGCUUCCGCAGAUGACACCGAUCUAGAUCCUAAUGUUGCCGAACAUCCACCAAGACCUUUGUUGGAGAGGCUUGCGAGUGAGCUCCGCCAUAGAUUGGGACUCCGCAUGUUCAACAUAGAUAUGAUUCGGGAAUAUGGAACCAAGGAUGUGUUUUACGUCAUUGAUAUCAACUACUUUCCUGGUUAUGGAAAAAUGCCAGGCUAUGAGCACGUAUUUACCGAUUUUCUACUUAGCCUAGUGCAGAACAAGUGUAAUAAGAGACUUCCUACUUAAAAUAAAAGGAAAGUUAGUGGAUCCAUUGAGCAGGUUCUGGCUUUCUUGAAAAUUUAUACCCCUUACAAUGUCAAUGAUGAACCCACCAAAAUGUUCUAAAUGGUUGAAAGAUGGCUCUCUCCAAUCUCUCAUUGUCUCACUCUUGUAAGUUACAUAUAUAUAUAUAUAUAUAUAUGCUCCCUCAUCCAUUAAUGCAAAUUUUGGCGAUGCUAAAUAACUACAAAGAUCUAAAUAUCUUUUGUAGAAAUUCCGAAUGGCUUGAAU
Molecule: messenger RNA, 1545 nt
Organism: Abrus precatorius (Indian licorice)
Lineage: Eukaryota; Viridiplantae; Streptophyta; Magnoliopsida; Fabales; Fabaceae
Product: inositol-tetrakisphosphate 1-kinase 3-like
Exons: 10
Coding region: 265-1281 (338 amino acids)
Biological process (GO): inositol trisphosphate metabolic process
Cellular component (GO): cytoplasm
Molecular function (GO): inositol-1,3,4-trisphosphate 6-kinase activity; inositol-1,3,4-trisphosphate 5-kinase activity; ATP binding
Source: RefSeq, a predicted model, not a curated record